ACAGUCAACCCUAUUCCUAAUUAACUUUGGGCCAAUGUCUCUAAAAGAAAGUUGAGAAGCCAGUGUGUGUGAUAUCAAAAGGCCGAGAGCGGCUCCAUUAGUCUGUACUAUUAAUCGCAAUGGCCUUGUUUCAAGCCAAGAGUCAGGGGCUAAUGCCAGACGGUGCACAGGCCAACUCCUCAGCUCAGAAAGCCAAGAAUUCCAUCAAGCACUUGAAUCAGGACUUUAUCAUCUUGAGCGAGUUCUCUGAGCAAGUUGGACCUGUACCAAUACAACUUAUUCCCGAGGAUGGGAACAGGGGGAAGUUUGAUGCCAGCCAGUUCUCUGUUCGUAUCAUGACCAGUGACUACCAGUCCUCCUCAGGAAAACUGGUUGGAGAGGACACACAAGUGCUGCUCUCAGAGAAGAAAGAAAAUGUCUUUGCAUAUGUUCACUACUUCAGUCUGAACGACAUUCAUGCCCGAGGCUACGUGCGGCAAUAUUGCCUCAGCUACAUCACCUCGAAGUUCUACAAGCUGGUGGACAACUUUGAACUGCUCAAGGAACGUUUCUGUGAGGUAACGUCCAUGCUCAAGUCUGGCAACCAGCGAGUGUUCAGGAAAGACUUGGAACAUCACUUGGCUGAUCUCAACCACACUAUGGCUGAGCUGCAGGCUGAGGGCUUUAGCGACGUGGAGGGACUGGACAAUGCACAGCUGUACCUAGGGUAUGACUUCACGAUGGAGGAUGUGCCGGAAAGAGAUCCCCGGCAGGUGGACAGUGCUACAGAGGACACCAGCGAGAUACUCACACUGCUCAAGGAGGAAAUGACUAGCGAGGAAAAUAAAAAGACUUGGGAGAAAGUUAAGAGCUACAAGUUCCAACAAAAGAACCAGUUCAUACUCCAACCAUUGAAGGACAAAUCAAGCCCGGCUCUCAAACGAGUUCCUGUGUUCAGAUCGGGUUCCCCUGACUCAGAAGGCACUGAAAUGCCUCACAACACCUUCGCCGAUUCCUUUGAGCUCACCAGCUCUACAUCCAGUGACCACUCACAAUACCAGCCUCAGAGGGUCAUGACCCACACUGUGCACAAGUUUGAGAGGAGACUUCGUUCACUGGGAGAGCUCGCCCCCGCGGCAUACUCUGCUGCCAUGGAGAAGCUCAGAGUCAUACACAAGUUUUUCAGUCGCUCCGAGGCGACACUUGAAAUGGAGAAAGAGGAAACUCCUUUAUUAGAUCCUCGCUCCUCGCUGCUAUCCAUAGGCAGGGUCCCCAUGAUCAACUUUAUGCAGAACUUUUCCCACUUCCUAGCGGAGACUCCUUGCCCCCUCCUCCAUCCCAGGCCUUAUCAGAUCUCGUGCAGAAACACCUGGGGCCAGCCCAGUGAAGCUCACACCUUCCACAAGGACGUCAGCGGCCAGCUUGGUCAGUUUGUGGACAGCGAUAUAGUGAUUGAAAAGGCGCCCAAAGAGGAAAAGUCAGGAUUUGACCCACUCUUUAUGACCGAGAGCUACUCUCUUCUCAGAUGUCCACUUUACAUUGACUUGAGCUAUCGUUCCCACGCCUCACGGUUUUCCUCCACCACCUCCUAUUUCGACAACUCUCUCAGCCAAUCAGUGCUCAGCCACACCCUCAUCCAGAUUAGGGACUCCCCCUCUGAGAAACUUUCCCCUGAUCCUGAUUCGACCAAUGAGAAGCAAGUUGGCGGUCUCACAGUUGGCUCAGAGGAGGAUCGUGGGAGUCCUGCUUAUCACACUCCUGUCACAGGUCUCACACCUUCAUCGUCUAGUGAGGAUGGGAAGGGAGUGGAUGGAAGUUGGGCCGAACCCAGACCAAUUGAUAAGGUCUCACAAAUCACAACAGGUUUCGAUUCAGAGGGCAAUAACGCGAAACAGCCUUCGGAAAUGAACAGAACGCUAAGUCAGCAAUCCUUCUCCUCGGCUGUUGAUACCGGUAGUUCUCAGAGUUUACACAGCGAAUUUUUUGGAGGCAAAACCAAACCCUCCGUUACAACCUCUGACGUCACGGCUAAACUGCAGGUUUCAUCUCGAUCUCGAUCGCUCUCUCCUUCUACGCCGGCAUCUGAAAUAGACGGAGAUGUGUCAACUGAUAGUGUACCUUGCAUUGGUGAGAGUUGGGAAGAUUGGGGACCAACUAGCCGGCUCAGCAACAUGAGACGGAAACAAGAGCACGUUGGACUGUUCAAAGAGCAAAUAGAAGAGGAAGAAUCACAUUCGACUGGUUCUGGGAAUUUUGGCGAUGGUCCCCUUCACGCUGACCACACCCACUUCCAAGAACAGCUACACAAGACGGCCAAUGGCCAUCUCCGUGUCAUGGAUGGUCCCACUCGACAUACGGAGGAGGGGCAUAAGAAGGCAGACAACCUUCCCCGGCAGAUCUCAACCACUGGGACUGCUUCCCCUGAGAGAUACUACUCACCAAUGGGAGAAGCUCCAGAUGUGUUUGGUCGUGAGCCCCACUACAGCGUACUCUCUCCCAGCAGACAGAGCAUCGUGUCCACACACAACUCGUAUAAAGGGCCCUCAGUCGUGGAACUCCUUGGCAAGGGCAGACUUCCUCUGGUGUCGUCUGUGGACCUAGUGGAAUGCGAGUACAAGUUCAAGCCCGGGCGAGGAGUGUUUGGGCUGUGGAAGGACAACCCGAGCUUGAAGGACCUCAUCUACUGCCUCCUUCACGGGAGACCAUUGGUCAUCGUUGGCAAGCAAAACGAUGAGAGUACAAUACGAAGAUUUGUGCGAUUGCUGUGGAUGUUCAUUCCAGGUCACUCCAGUAAGCAGCAGAUUAUAACAUGGCAGGAAAACCCUCUUAAUGUGAAAGACUUAUCCAGAGUGAAAUUGGUAGGCAUGAGCCACACAGCUCUGAAUAAUAUGGGACCACACUUGAAGAAGUGUAUAUCCCACUGGGACGUGUCCACUGGGAAGAUGACAACCCCUCCAUACAGUGGUGACCUGUUGAAACCCAUUCUCUCAAGAACCAGGUACUUGAAGAAUGAGCAGGCAUUUGUGGCCCACAUACUGUCUGUUCUGGUGGACAUCUCCAUGAAGGCCUAUGUCUACUAUCACUGCUACAAGACCUCUAGACAAGCGGCAAGUGGUGAGACCACUGCGAAGGUGUAUCACUCUGUCCUGCAGCGAAUCGACUCUCCUCAGAGACAGAGGUGCCUCUUCCUGCAACACAAUCUGGGGGUACGAGGCAGCGAUGUUGACAUACUCGAGUAUUUGCUGGACAUAAUUCGAGAGCAGCAGCUGGCAGAGUGGAAGAACAAUGGCCCUGGAGGCACACCCCAGGACGAUGAACCUGUGACGUUCAAGUUGCACACCAAGCAGUGUAGAGAAUCAACUCAUAAACCUAAAAGACCGUACUAGAUUAUCUUUUUGUGAGCCUCCUGUUUGUGCUUGUGCCUUGUUUGUUGGAAACGCUGUAUUUUAUUUUUAUUUUCGUUGUUUGAAUUUUUGUGUGCAAUGGUGCUACCCGCUGAAAUGAA
Molecule: messenger RNA, 3484 nt
Organism: Halichondria panicea
Lineage: Eukaryota; Metazoa; Porifera; Demospongiae; Suberitida; Halichondriidae
Exons: 27
Coding region: 120-3365 (1081 amino acids)
Cellular component (GO): guanyl-nucleotide exchange factor complex
Molecular function (GO): GTPase activator activity
Source: RefSeq, a predicted model, not a curated record